UCACCGCACGUGACCGACCGACACUUACACAUAGACCAACUACUACUACCCCAUCUCUUCUCUUCUCUGCGUUGUGUCGUUGUUUCCAUUUCGGCAAUGUCCGAUUUCACAACCCUAAGCUCCGAUCUCAUAGCCUCAAUCCUUUCACUUCUCCCAAUCCCCACUCUCAUCAGAGCCUCCACCGUCUGCAAACAAUGGCACUCUCUCAUCUCUUCCUCUUCCUUCUUCACCCUUCACUCCCUCCAACACCAACACCAACCUUGGUUCUUCAUCCAUGGCAUCCACAACAUCUCCUCCAAAAACAACCAAUCCUUCGCCUUCGACCCUUCCUCUAACUCAUGGCUCCUCCUCCCAACUCCAACCACCCCGCAACAGCAACACCAACCCAACACCUCCUUCAUCGGCACCACCUCGUUUUUCUUCAUCACCGCGCCGAAUUUCCUCUACACCCCGAUCCUCCGCCCCCACUGGCACGCCGCGCCGCCGCUUCACUACCCCAGAAUCAACCCUCUUCUCGGUGUUUUCCAUGAUGAUAAAUCUCGAUCUCUUCAAAACCCUAAGUUCAUUGUUGUCGGUGGUGUUAGGUUUAUUGGGAACCUGGUUGAUAUUGAGGACCGUUUGGAUGUUGAGAUUUAUGAUCCGCUUUUGGGUUAUUGGGAACUGGGUCCUCCUCUUCCUCAAGAUUUCAGAUCUGGGAACUCGUCUUCUUCGUUAUCCUCUGCUUUGUUCAAGGGAAGAUUCUAUGUUUUUGGGAUUUACUCUUGCUUUGUUUCCUCAUUCGAUCUGCACCGUCGUGUUUGGAGUGAGGUUAGGAUUCUGAGGCCACCUGGGGUUGUGUUCUCGUUCUUGAUUGCGUCUAGGGAGACGCUGGUUCUGGCUGGGGUUUGCAAUUCCAAUUCGCCUCGUGGGUCUUCGUUUAAACUGUGGAGGGUUGAUGAGAGGACUAUGGAGUUCAGUGAGAUUGGAGUGAUGCCUCAUGAUUUGCUUUUGAGCUUGUUUGAUGGUGAUGAGGAUGAUAGGUUUGCUAGCUUGAAGUGUGUUGGGUUGGGUGAUCUUGUGUAUGUUUUCAAUGAAGAUUACCACAAGAUGUACCCAGCUUGUGUCUGUGAGAUUCAUGCUGAGUCUGGGAAGUGUGAAUGGAGGAGAGUGCCUCAAUUGCCAUCACUCAUGAACAGGUUUCAUAAGGUCAUUAGCUUUUCUUCAACUGUUCCACUGCAUAGUAUUCUGGGUCAACGUGAACUUCAGUAACCCCACUGCCCAUCAUCAUAUCAUAUCCAACUAG
Lotus japonicus is the source of this 1282-nucleotide messenger RNA. RefSeq names its product F-box/kelch-repeat protein At3g24760-like. Gene Ontology annotation, molecular function: ubiquitin-protein transferase activity; protein binding. Lineage: Eukaryota; Viridiplantae; Streptophyta; Magnoliopsida; Fabales; Fabaceae. The transcript has a single exon. Gene Ontology annotation, biological process: SCF-dependent proteasomal ubiquitin-dependent protein catabolic process. Bases 97 to 1248 code for a protein of 383 amino acids. The record is from RefSeq and is a predicted model, not a curated record.